This is a messenger RNA of Trichoderma virens Gv29-8, 5310 nucleotides long. RefSeq lists its product as uncharacterized. The record is from RefSeq and is a predicted model, not a curated record. NCBI's taxonomy places the organism in Eukaryota, Fungi, Ascomycota, Sordariomycetes, Hypocreales, Hypocreaceae. Gene Ontology annotation, molecular function: protein binding. The transcript is spliced from 4 exons. The coding region runs from base 1 to 5310 and encodes 1769 amino acids.
AUGUCGCACGCCUGGCUGGACUCGUUGACCGAGGACUGGGUGUCGGAGCGUGGCUCCUCGCCCGCGCCGCUCCCCCUCGUCAGAUCGGCCAAGAAGAGCACGACGUCGUCGCCGUCGCCAAAGCUCACACCGAGUCGCAUACCGCGUUGGAGGCAUCCUGGCGUAGUACCGCGGGCGAAGCAGAAUAAGAGCAUGACCAUUUUGGAGGGCGACCGCAGCUCCGACGAAAACGGCAAAUCCCCCAAGAAGCGUCUCCUGAAGUUUGUAAAGGAAGGCAAACCGUCGCACAAAGGCUAUCUUGGACGGCGCUCAGUCUCCCCAGGCACAACCGGCUCCGUCAUUGUGCAUAAGAAUGCCGGAAAGAAAACGCCUGCCACGCCAGGGAAAUCCGACACACCGGAAUGGAAGCGGCGAUUGGUACACGGCAAGCUUCCAUACGGGGAGCAGCGCGACUUGUUUAGUUCGGCGGCUGUUGGCUUGCAGGACAUGUUCAAACCGCCACCGUCAAGCGAAGCCGGCCUCGACUCUCCGUCACCGAAUCUCGAUUCGCCAUCCCCCAAUCUCGACUCUCCUCCGCCAGUGCCGAAGCAGCCGACGAUUGUCUUGGAAUCAACAGAAGAGCUUAAUGCUGAUGAGGAGCAUGGCAUCUUUUCGUCGAGCCAGAUCACACCGAGCCCAAGCCCCAGGAGGCCAUUACGGGAUGUGAAAUACAAGCUCAACGUUGAGGAGGAUCCCUCGGAUCUAUCCAUUAUGAGCAACGAUAAAAAAGCUGAGCAAGAGGAAGAAGAUACCCAAGACGAUAGUUAUCUCGCCAUUCCAUCCUUGAUUGAUGGCGGAUCCAGAAAAGGGAGCGGUCAAAGCUACACGAAAAACGAAGACUUCAGCCCCAUCUUGAUUGGUAAGCGCAGUGAUGAGGACGGAAAAGUCGAAUUUGCGCCACUUGAAAUGCCUACAGAAGAAUUGCGACAAAAGCUUGAGAGACUACAGCUCAAUCAGAUGAUUCUAGAUCCCUCGCACAAUGCUUCCGACAGUGCAGUGGAAGCGAAACACACGCAAGACGAAGAAGACGAUGAAUCCUCGCUUAAAUACCAUUUCGAUACCUCUCAUGGGAGCGAUGAGUCGGCUGAGGGUUCUCUGCGACGCCAUUCUUUGAGUCCUGAUUUGGGCGUGGAUUGGUCGGAAAUGCUGGGCGAGGAUUCACUGCAAGCCAGCACGCCCAAGCAGUUUCCGUCUCUGCGAACCAGUUCAAACCUGUUUGGCUCGUUUUUCGGUACUCCCAGUCUGCCUCAGGCGCCAUUUCCAAGCCCUGAUAAAAAGCAAAUCCGCGAUCCUGGCAACCGAUCCAACUCGAGCCCCUUGAAACUCUUUGGUCCAUAUGACACAUUUACCAAUCAGACCUUACUCCGGCGUAUCAGUCAAUUCGAAGAGGACAUGUCUGGUAGAAACUCACGAGACUCAUCGCCUCCCACACCUUCCAGCAGGAAAUCCAGUCAGGAUCACGGCAAGAAACGACUUGUCAGUCAUUUUGGGGCUGGUGAGUUGGAAGGGUUCGAAUUCACAAGCGAAUUGUCUCACUCGCCCGCUCAACAUUCCAACCUCCUUUCUAAGGAGAACAAGUCGCCAGUAAACCCUCCCUUGGCGGCCAAGGGAGCCUUAAAACUUGUUCCUCCACAAACCUUUUUCCCUGAAGAUAAUUCGUUGUAUGUUCGCAGGAGCCGUGGCCAGAACAAAUCCCAAACUCCCUCGAUCAACACCGGUGCCGGAUACGAUUACAUGUCUAGUUCGCCUGAGAGUUCCCUCACCCCCCAGGAUGAGGCCUACGAUCAGUCCUGGGUCGAAAAGCGAGAUUAUGGAUCCGAAUCCAAACGACCCAGAGCGUCUCCUUCCAAGCACCCGACACCAAAGCGCCGCCGGACACUCCACCGAUCCGAUGUUGCAUUUGGCAAUGAGCAUGGGAAAGCGAUUGGAUCCUCAAAGUAUGAAAAGCGACUCCGCGGGUUGGCCAAACAACGAAAGCGCUCUCUGUCCGAGUACUCGGAUUCUGCCGAUGAUCAAGAAUCGGAGCAUGAGUCUAUGCGCCAGUCCCCUUCUCCCUCUCCCACUUCGAGGUCGUUACAAGAUGAUGUUUUCCAAGGCAAGGCGCGUCGAUCAACUAGAUCGAUUCAAGAAGAAGCUGAGCCGGAUGCAACUGGUAAAGCCGCCGAACGCAAGCCGUCUAUACGAACGCAGGAUUUUGUAGACCAGGCUGCUCAGAUCAUGGCCAUGAUCCGCAGCCAGGUUAGCCAGCCGGGGCUGUCAAGCCUAGAAGAAUCUGAAUUGGAAAUUAAAGUGCCAUCGCAUAAUGCGACAAUGGAGGAAUCCGAUGGAUCCACGGCCGAGCCAUUCUCCCGACCGCCUAGUCGAGAUGGAAAGCCAAUUCCCAGACAGGCGCGACAACAGGAGGACCCAGAAGUUGUAAAACGGCUCAAGAAGUACCAGGAGCUCAGCGAUAUGGGCGAUGUAAUCUCUUCGUCAGUGAGAUCUAUGAGCCUUGCAAAAGACGCAAUCCGCGCUGCAAAGGAGGUUGAACGCAUGGUUGACCGAGCCAGCCGUGUUCGGACCAGUGGUGGUGGUGGUGGUGGAUCAAAUUCUGAGUCGGCAAGCGAAACGACGAGCCCAGUCCAUGACUUGUUUUCCAGCACCUCUGCUCGCUCUACCAGCCAUCUCUUUCCCACCUCUUCGUCCAGAGGCUCUGAAUCGCGUAAAAUCAUUGCUCCUGAGAGCGUUUCGCAUCUGAUCCCAGACAAGAUAGGCGGCAUGUAUUUGGAUAAACAGAACAAUAUUUGGAUAAGAAACAAGGAGUCGAAGAGCUCCUUAACGUCCCAUGCCUCAGGAUCUGACGACAGCGAGGAAGAUCCAUUUGCAAACAUUCCUGAUUUGUCCGUUGAUAUGACGGAAGAGAUGCAGCACCUGAAGCAAACUCCUCGGGGCCACGAUGGUGUGGCAAGUAACAAGGACAGUACCUCUCGCCCGAACUCGGCGCAAACACAUUCACUCAAGAGCUAUACAACCCUGGCGGCCUAUGAGCCUCUUGACCCCGAAGUAGCCGAGAGGGCUAGGGGGGAGAUUGAGAAACUCGAUGCUCAACCCGGAGACGGCUCCAAAGGUGCAGAGGAAGCCGGCAACGGUCUGCACGUUCUUAAGGCCAAGACAAGUAGUGAUGGGCUGUCCUCGAAGCGUCGUAACAUAACGAUAUCAUUCACAUCGCCCAUUGCCUCGAUUAUCCUCGGCGUGCUACCUGAGGAUAUAGAGGGCCUGGAGGACGAUCCAGUGCCAGGUGAAUCAUCCGAAUCACCCCCGCUUCUCGCAGCUCAGUUUAGCGGCGCUAAAGGCAUUUCGCAAGGCUCUCUGCGAGCAAUUCGUGCCGCGUCGAUAUCUGGGUCCAAGUUUACGCCUAGGCCAAUCUCACGAAUAGAAGAGCGGGAUGAGGAGAGCACCGUAGACCGAUCUCAGGACCAGAACGAGCGUCAAGUCAGCUAUCUUGGCGACAAUUCGAUGUUGAGCCUCAAGUCGCUGGAAGGGGGUUCGGGCCUUGGAUUCCUUACGACGACUCACACCCCAGCACACCGUGUCACCCCAUUGAGGGCAGAUGACAGUCUACUGAUUGGCCGAAACGUGGGAAAGCUCUCGCUAACUCCACUCUCGGAAUUUACUGUGAACCACGACGACAAGUCGUUUGGGCUUGAAGUCAGCUAUGUCAUGGGACAUAAGCGAAUGGCAACAGGCGAUGGCUCGAAGAAGGUGCUAUCCAUGACGAUACGAGACCUUGUGGAAAAGCUCUCCGAGGCAGAGCCCAACGAGCCGUACUGGGACGAUAUGACGUCUCUCACUCUCCAGGACAAGCAGCUAACCAGCCUGCACAUGCUCAACGAGUUUUGCUCCAAAAUCACGACAUUGGAUGUAUCGAAGAACUCGCUGGCGCAUCUCGAGGGUGUGCCCGAAUGUGUACGACAGCUAAAGGUAUCUAACAACAUGCUCACGGAGCUCACCUCGUGGGACCACCUCAUUCAUCUGCAAUACCUUGACAUUUCCAACAACGAAGUUAAGAGCUUAUCGGCGUUGAAGAGACUCAUCCACUUGCGCAGCUUGCGGGCAGACAACAACCUGUUGACAACUCUUGAUGGCUUGGACUCCCACGAUGGCCUACUCACCUUGAGAGCACGCAACAACAUGAUUGAAGAGCUGGAUUUCUCUGGUAUCAGCUGGGAGCGCUUGACAGAACUCGACGUGGGCUCGAACAGGAUUUCGUCGGUCCACGGCCUUCAUCUGCUGCCUGCUCUUUCUCAGCUGGACAUUUCCGACAACCAAUUGGAGACGCUUGUGUUUGACAAGGCCAACAAAACGUUACGGAAGCUUGACAUUAGUGACAAUGAUCUCGAAUUCUUGGACAUUCGACACCUCAGCAGCUUACAAACGCUCCACGCCGAUCGAAACUGUCUCAGCCACCUCUCUGGCUUCCGUCAUGUUCGUCGGUUGGACAGCCUCUCUCUGCGUGAGCAGCGGGGCGAGGUCCCCCUCGAGCUGGAUUUCCUAACAACUGCCUGCGAGAUAAGAAAGCUGUUCUUGUCUGGAAACUACCUGGGAUCAUUCGAGCUAAAGGCGGACUUUCUCAACCUGCAGCUGCUUGAGCUGGCAAACUGCGGGCUGGAGGGGCUACCUGAUGAGUGUGGCCAACUCAUGCCCAACUUGCGAAUAUUGAAUCUCAACUUCAAUGCCCUACGGGAUCUAUCAGCCUUGCGAUUCAUCCCGCGACUGAAGAAGCUGCUUGCGGCUGGGAAUCGGCUUUCGGACACAAUGGCAGUUACGGAGCUCUUGACCGACUUUCCUCAUCUGACGGAAUUGGAUCUACGGGAUAACCCCAUCACUCAGGGCUUCUAUCCUCCGGUGCAGAUGCUCAUCAGCCCGGACAAGAUGGGCAGCGCCGACUCGUUUGUGAUGCCAGAUGCGGACAUGGAGAGAGACGAAACUUUUGCAAGGCGCCUGGAUGAGACUACAAAGCUACGUCGCCGUCUUCACGAGGUGGUUUAUGUUGCUAGCUGCAAGCGCAUUCGCAGAUUGGAUGGCCGGACCAUCAUUCGGGAGAAGUCGUUGGCCAAGGAUGUUUUGCUACAAAGGCUCAUUGAUGACGGGCUUGUACCAGACCUAGAGGACACUUUGGUUGCCGAGUCGGAGUCUGCACAGCAGCGAAAAGAAACGGCGCCAUCACCAUCACUUGGCGCAAAUAGGGGGCUGGCUGGAGAAGCUGGUGGACGAGCGAACCGCAGUCGAUGA